This is a messenger RNA of Mycena citricolor, 547 nucleotides long. NCBI's taxonomy places the organism in Eukaryota, Fungi, Basidiomycota, Agaricomycetes, Agaricales, Mycenaceae. The record is from the annotation of a GenBank genome assembly.
ACCGCCCUCUCUCCUCCUCCUCCUUCUUCUCAUCACGUUACUCGUCUCGCAGGCUGUCCACGAUGGCUACCGCGUACUACGAGUUCUACCGAGGUUCAUCGAUCGGGAUGGCGUUAACCGACUCACUGGACGAGCUAAUCACGAGCGGAGCGAUCACCCCACAGUUGGCGAUGAAAGUGUUGCAGCAGUUCGACAAAUCGCUGGCAGACACACUGGUCGGGAAGGUCAAGUCGAAGUCGACGCUCAAGGGCCAUCUGAAGACGUACCGUCUCUGCGACGACGUGUGGACUUUCAUCGUCAAGCAGCCGCAGUUCAAGAUGGAGGGGAACGAGCUCGUCAAUGCGCCGCGGAUCAAGAUCAUCGCGUGCAAACACGGGGAUGCGCUUGAUCCUGCACAGGGCAAGAAGUAGGGCCCUGCUGAGGUAUAGGGAAUGGACGCUGGUAUCGAGAAACAGUCUUGAAUAUGGCUCGGUUUCGUUUAGACAACUGCCAGGCCCUUGUACAUGUACCAUUCUGCGAUCAUGAGAAUGCGACUGGAAUGCCUUCA